CAGGAGACUGUGACACCGUCGCGGGACUGUGGCGGAUGUGAAGGAGCCGCGUGUAUAGUGAGGCAGGAGUGGAGUCCAAAGCUUGACCAUCAACACGCCCCAGGUCCCCAGGUCGCCAGGUCCCCAGGUCUCCAGGUCCCCAGGUCUCCGGGUCUCCAGGUCCCCAGGUCUCCAGGUCUCCAGAAGGUCCCCAGGUCGCCUCUAGAGCAGCACCAUUAUUCCAGCGCCCUCCCCGUCGUCCAGCCCUCACCAUGCAGGCCAUCAGGAGUGUGGCAGCCAGUAACUACAGCGCUCUCACCUGCUGCAUGAGACACAGCGUGUGGAGGCGGCAGGCAGCAGCACUUGGCUUGAAAAAGCAGAGUCGGUUCAUGAGUGCUGAAGCUCUGGCAGAACCAACACCUGAAGGAGCACCAAAGGUUUAUCCAGAGAAGAUAGCAAACAUCGUUUCCCAAAUCUCUCAGCUGACGUUGAUCGAGGUGGCAGAUCUUAAUGAACUGCUUAAGAAGACACUGAAUAUUCCUGAUGCACCAAUGAUGGCAUAUGGGGCAGGGAUGAUGGCACCAGCUGCUGCUGCUCAGGAAGAGGAGGAGGAGGCUGCUCCAGUGAAAGUCCAGACCAGUUUUACUCUCAAGUUGAAUAAGUAUGAUGAAUCCAAGAAAGUAUCUCUCAUUAAGGAAGUGAAGGCACGUCUAGAAGGAUUUAAUCUUGUACAAGCUAAGAAGUUUGUGGAAAGCUGUCCGUGUGUGGUGAAGGCAGAUAUUCCCAAGGACGAGGCCGAGCAGCUGCUGGAGGCCUUUAAGGCAGUGGGAGCCGAGUGUGUUAUUGAAUAAGCUAUUCCUUGUGUUAGACCAUUAUGUGUAUGUAUGACUGUAAAUUAAGUUAUAGCCAUUAUCAAAAGCAUGGAGUUUUGCAAUUGUACUGUAAAAUAAGAACACAUUAAAAAAAAAGGCAAAACUUGUACAUAUGUGAUGCUUACCUGAAUCUUGAGUUUCUUGUGUAAUACAUAAGAGAGCCGUUGUCACUACUGUUGUACAGACUGGUUAUAAUUAAAUUACUGAUUUUGA
Messenger RNA from Procambarus clarkii (red swamp crayfish), 1064 nucleotides. RefSeq names its product mitochondrial ribosomal protein L12 (gene mRpL12). The record is from RefSeq and is a predicted model, not a curated record. Lineage: Eukaryota; Metazoa; Arthropoda; Malacostraca; Decapoda; Cambaridae. Gene Ontology annotation, molecular function: structural constituent of ribosome; mRNA binding. Gene Ontology annotation, biological process: translation. Gene Ontology annotation, cellular component: mitochondrial large ribosomal subunit; ribosome.